Poecilia latipinna (sailfin molly) is the source of this 1229-nucleotide messenger RNA. RefSeq names its product voltage-dependent anion-selective channel protein 1. Gene Ontology annotation, biological process: monoatomic anion transmembrane transport. NCBI's taxonomy places the organism in Eukaryota, Metazoa, Chordata, Actinopteri, Cyprinodontiformes, Poeciliidae. The transcript is spliced from 9 exons. The record is from RefSeq and is a predicted model, not a curated record. The coding region runs from base 109 to 960 and encodes 283 amino acids. Gene Ontology annotation, cellular component: mitochondrial outer membrane. Gene Ontology annotation, molecular function: voltage-gated monoatomic anion channel activity.
AUGACAGACUGUGUCGUAGUACAUGACGUCGCUGCGCCUCCUUCCUAUCUCCUCCCUUUGUGCGGCUGACAGGCUCUUUCUCGGCUUGGACUGGAACACACAGAGACAAUGGCUGUACCUCCCACCUACGCUGACCUUGGAAAAUCAGCCAGGGAUGUUUUUACAAAGGGAUACGGCUUUGGCCUCAUUAAACUGGACUUGAAGACAAAGUCUGAUAAUGGACUGGAGUUCACCAGCACGUGCUCCGGCAACACAGAGACCAGCAAAGUUGCCGGGUCAUUGGAGACCAAAUACAAGUGGGCGGAGCGCGGCCUGACCUUCACAGAGAAGUGGAACACCGACAACACGCUGGGGACCGAGAUCACCGUGGAGGACCAGUUAGUUAAAGGGCUGAAGCUGACUUUUGAUUCCUCCUUCUCUCCAAACACUGGCAAGAAAGGCGGGAAGCUCAAGACAGCCUACAAGUGCGACCACAUCAACCUGGGCUGCGACGUCAACUACGACAUCAACGGCACGGCCAUUCACGGCGCUGCAGUGGUGGGGUUCGAGGGCUGGCUCGCUGGAUACCAGACGACCUUCGAGGCCGGCCGGAACAAGGUCACUCAGAGCAACUUUGCUGUGGGAUACAAGACCGAUGAGUUCCAGCUCCAUACGAAUGUCAACGAUGGCACCGAGUUUGGCGGGUCGAUCUACCAGAAGGUGAACAGCAAGCUGGAGACGGCCGUCAACUUGGCCUGGACUGCAGGAAACAGCAACACCCGCUUUGGCAUCGCCGCCAAAUAUCAGAUCGAUUCUGACGCAUCUUUCUCUGCGAAGGUGAACAACUCCAGCCUUAUUGGACUGGGCUACACUCAGAACAUUAAGCCAGGUGUGAAGUUGACACUUUCUGCUCUCCUGGAUGGUAAAAACAUCAACACGGGCGGCCACAAGCUCGGUGUGGGUCUGGAGUUCCAGGCGUAGACGGAAAGACUUCAACGUUUCCCCACACACUUAUUCCUCACCCAAGAAUAUCUUAAACCCUCGGAGUAGCCCAGCCCCUCGUCUCCCCUUGAAAUGUUACAGGUGGAAGUAAGUGAAGGUGAAACAAAUCCAGUUUAAAGGACCAUAUUUGUGUUCAAAAGCCCAGUUUAGAACAAAGCUGUGAGAACCGAAUGCUUCAGUACAUCAAGUCAGUUUCAUGCUUUUGUUACUUUUUAAUCAAUUGAAAAGGGAAAAGCCCCACAACACAA